AUGAUCGACUUUACUCUUACCCCCCACCAGAUCGGCAUUAAAGAAAGAGCGCAGAAGUUCUCAGCCGAUGUCUUGUGCGAUGCUGCUAGUGUCUACAACCCGCACUCAGAUCAAAAGUCUCGAUUCCAGGCUACGAAGCCUUUUUACCGUUCAGCAGUCCGAGAUGGACUACUAAAGUCAUUUUUACCCACCCCACUGGGAGGAAGUUCUGAGGGCUUCGUCGAUGCCGUGAUUGCGAUUGAAGAGCUGUUCGCUGUCGAGCCUGGCAUCUCACUCACUCUCGCUGCCACAGUGCUUGGUCUGCUUCCUCUGAUCCUUGCGGGAACCCCAGAACAGCAUGGAAAGUAUCUGGAGAAAUUUCUCUCUGGCGAAGGGGAGCCUCUGGCAAGUCUUAUGCACUCAGAACCUGGUGGCACCGCAAACUGGCUACAGAAGGGAAGCCCUGGUCUUCAAACCACUGCACGCCACUCUGGAGAUGGGUGGAUUAUCAAUGGAGAAAAGCUUUGGACCUCUAACAGCGCAGGAUGGGACAACAAGGGGGCAGAUCUCGCCUGUGUUGUUUGCAGAUCGAUCACCGACGAGAACACAGAGCAAGACCCAGAGACUGAUCCAGCAUCCAGCAUCAUCAUUCUCCUUGUCACCCGAGAAACGAUUGCUGCCAACAACGCUGAUGCAUACAAGGUCCUAGGUGAACUAGAACUCAUGGGCCAUAUUUCAACGUCAGGACCACACACCCGUUUCGCAGACUUUUACGUGCCCAGUGACAAUCUUCUAGGUCCCCCCGCUAAGGGAGCUGGAAUCAUAGAAAGAGCUUUUGGAAUUUCGGCAGCACUCGUUGGCGCAAUGGCUACGGGCAUCAUGCGCACAGCAAUCAAAACAGCACUUGAUUUCGCAAAGUCGGAUACUCGUGGGGGUUCUAAGCCAAUUAUCAGUCAUCAAAGCGUUGCCGACAAAUUGAUUGACUGA
Fusarium sp. VM40 is the source of this 966-nucleotide messenger RNA. NCBI's taxonomy places the organism in Eukaryota, Fungi, Ascomycota, Sordariomycetes, Hypocreales, Nectriaceae. The record is from the annotation of a GenBank genome assembly.